Messenger RNA from Vicia faba (fava bean), 504 nucleotides. The record is from the annotation of a GenBank genome assembly. Lineage: Eukaryota; Viridiplantae; Streptophyta; Magnoliopsida; Fabales; Fabaceae.
AUGAUAAAGAACCAUAUUGAGGGUUCUAAUAUCCCUAAACUCCUUGAUGCCAAGUUGAAACAUGCAAAUUUGCAGAAGAAUGUUGAGCUAGACAGUUAUGCGGGAGGUAUUGUGGUUGUGUGGAGAGAAGUUUUUGCUAGUCCGAAUGAAGACAGAAUAAGAGGUUUGUGGGAUGACGCGAGGAUUAUUGUAGUUUCUAUACAAAGUGCAUGGUUGGUCGCAAGAGACUCUAAUGAUAUUGCAAGUGUUCCGGAAAAAGGAGGAGUUCAUGCGUCUGCUUGCAAAUGUGGUAAAUUUGUGGAGAGAUUUAAUGCUUGCAACCUUAUUGAUUUGGGGGAAAUGGAGAGGAUCUAUACCCUGAUUUGGGAUGGGUUAACUCUAAAUAUACAUGGAGAAGGCCUAUUUUCUAUGGGUGAAAGUAGAUAUUUGAAAAGCUUGAUCGAGCUUUUUGUAAUGCUAAUUGGAGACUUAAUUUUUCGAUGCAUAUGUCAAAGUCCUUUCUAG